AUGAAAAGACGCUGUAUACCUGACAACUUGGCCAGUAUCCUCCGCGAGAGACCAGAAAGCCUUCUUGGCACUUUCUGGCAAUACGAAAAAGAGCCAGCUGAUUGUUUAGUCAUAAUUGAAGAUGUGGGCUACUUUCCUGCACAUAAGUCACGUCUGGCAUCAUGUUCAAAGUUUUUUAAGGGAGCAUUCUAUGGGGGUUUCAAGGAAACACACAAAUCCGUCCUAGUAUUUCCUGAAAUGGACUCCAAGGCACUUCACUUGUGCAUGGCCUGUUGCUAUACGGGAUGGGACAACGCAUUCUAUGAGUGUUUCAAGCGCGACGCACUAAAGCCAUACUUCGGGGAUGAAGAUUGUACAAGGAUCGAGGACAAGUUAAAGAUCUAUCUCCGGAUAUAUGAGGUUGCGGAUUAUCUCAUAAUAACCCCGAUCCUUGAUGACUUCCUGGAGAUCUUCCACGAGUUUCUAACUGUCUCCAACUUCGAGCUCUGCCCGGAGCGCCAUCUACUAUGGCUUCAAAUAAUUGGCUGGGGCUGCGAAAAGUGCUGUCCAGAUCGUACCCAGUUCAUCGAUUACAAGCUGACAAGGGAGCGGUGUCGCAUGCUCAUUGCUCAAAUGAUCGACAUGGAUCUCUCCAUACCGUUCCGGCUCUUCCUAGAAGAUUUUGCGUGCUUGUUGGUGUGCCAAAAUCGUUACAGCAAUAUCGACAUGAGGCUCGAGGCCCUAAUCGAAGAGCUUCCUGAAUUCGAACCAUAUCUGAACAAUUAUUAUUCAGAGUGGAGAGACUUGAGAGUCCGAUCCCAAACCUCAGAGGAUGAAUGGCACAGUCAAUCCGAUGAUGAAGAAAGUCUAAGCACAGAGGAAUUAGAAGAAGAAGAAGUAGAAAAUGCCUCGAAUAGCGGGCUGGCGUGGGGAAGCGAAAGCAACAACAACAACAACAACAACUCACGGAACUCUUGA
Molecule: messenger RNA, 957 nt
Organism: Xylaria bambusicola
Lineage: Eukaryota; Fungi; Ascomycota; Sordariomycetes; Xylariales; Xylariaceae
Exons: 4
Coding region: 1-957 (318 amino acids)
Molecular function (GO): protein binding
Source: RefSeq, a predicted model, not a curated record